Messenger RNA from Plectropomus leopardus (leopard coralgrouper), 514 nucleotides. The record is from RefSeq and is a predicted model, not a curated record. NCBI's taxonomy places the organism in Eukaryota, Metazoa, Chordata, Actinopteri, Perciformes, Serranidae.
UUCUCCCUUUAUUUCUCUCCUCUCUGUACUCCUCCCUCCGCCUCCAUCAUGGCUCCGCCGGGCCGGUUCUCCGGGUCCCGCUGCCUGCUGGUCCUGUUGGUCCUGCUGGUUCUCCCCGCCGCCGUCCGGACCUCGUUCCCCCGCAGCGGAUCGGACUGCGGCCCCGGGAAGGCCGCCGACUGUCCAGAUCUGUCAGAGAAGAAGAGCGACCUGCGAGUGUGUGACGCCGGGACGUGUCGCUUCGGAGGAACCUGCCGCGAGAACGGAGCCGACAUCAAGUGUGUCUGCCAGUUCCACUGUCAUAAGAAGUACGUCCCCGUCUGCGGCUCCAACGGAGACACGUACCAGAACGAGUGUUUCCUGCGGAGAGCCGCCUGCAAGAAACAGAGAGCCAUCGCCAUCAUGACGGAGGGGCCCUGUUACCACGAUGGCGCCUCAGGAUCUGGAGAUGGAGAUGAUGAGGGCUCUGGUCGCGGUAAAAAGGCCUCGAAAUGUGGAAACUGCAAGUUUGGAG